This is a messenger RNA of Protopterus annectens (West African lungfish), 1284 nucleotides long. RefSeq names its product acrosin-like. Gene Ontology annotation, molecular function: serine-type endopeptidase activity. The transcript has 4 exons. Gene Ontology annotation, biological process: proteolysis; acrosome reaction. NCBI's taxonomy places the organism in Eukaryota, Metazoa, Chordata, Ceratodontiformes, Protopteridae. Bases 161 to 1246 code for a protein of 361 amino acids. The record is from RefSeq and is a predicted model, not a curated record.
UUCAGCAUUCCUACCCCUUAGUUUAGAAAAACUGUAGGAUGCUUUGUGGAUUUUAUGCAUGUUAAAUGCCCUAGUGAGGCACUAGAAAAUUUCUGAUCAUUGUUGUUUUUCAGAGUUUCCAGGUUGUAGGAACAGUCAUGUGGCCCUUCUACCGAGACACAUGCGUGUCAUAGGUGGCAAAGAUGCACAGCCAGGGGCCUGGCCAUGGAUCGUCAGCAUUCAACUUCCAAACAAACAUGAUAGUCGUCACCAGCAUUCAUGUGGAGGAUCUCUUCUGAAUAAUCAGUGGGUUCUGACAGCUGCUCAUUGCUUCAAGGCAUCCAACAAGAAUCUUCAUGAAUGGCUACUAAUCCUUGGAGGCCAUCAGCUGUCAGUUUUAGGCCCUGAAGCAGAGUCCCGUCGGAUCAAACAUGUUAUUAAGCAUGAGCGCUACAAUCCACGGAGGGAAGAAAAUGAUAUUGCACUAAUUGAAAUGGAUAAACCAGUCGUGACAAGUAAAUAUAUCCAGGUAGCCUGCCUCCCUGAUCAGAAUAUGGAUGUUGAAAAUUUAAUACUAUGCCAAAUUGCUGGAUGGGGAGUCACAGAAGAACAUUCAACUGCUACCGCUGACAUCCUGCAAGAGGCACCAGUCAGUAUAAUUCCACGGGACAUAUGCAACAGCACAGAGUGGUACAACGGUGCUGUAAAUAUCAACAAUCUGUGUGCUGGUAGUGAGAGUGGAGGAGUCGACAGCUGUCAGGGAGACAGUGGAGGACCAUUAAUGUGUAUGGAUCCAAAAACAGGGAUAUAUGUGGUCAGUGGAAUAACCAGCUGGGGUAGUGGCUGUGGACAGAUGAAGAAACCCGGAAUCUAUACAUCAACACAGAGUUUUGUGGACUGGAUUGAAAAGAAAGUGACUAGCCAGCCACAGCAAGAAAAGCAGGAACAUGAGAUUGUUAAUCCUGUUAAACACGAGAAAGAGAUAAAACAUCCAAAGCAAGGAAACCAUGAACAUCACACUUCUACACCUGUUACAGAUGCAAGUAACUGGAUCAAGGAGCUUGACCAAAUCAUUUCACAUGUGUCUGCAGAACCCGCUUCAAAAGAAGGGACAAAACUAAGUAAAGGGAAACACAGGGAGCAUACAGGAGGUUCAGGAACCCAUGGUCAACACAUCAACAGUGGUUUCAAAUUACCUCACAUAACAACCGGAAUGAAUGUUAUUUGGUAUAUUUCUGUAACUUUAAUGCUACUGCAAAUAAUAUAAUUGCAUAAUUAAUGAAAAGAGUUACUGAUUAAAGAAUA